UACAUCAGUUAAUCUCAUUGAGGAAACCGACUUUGCCAUUCGCCUUGGGACCUUGGAAGAUAUGGGAUGAGCUUGGAUACCUUCUACUAUGUGUCCUGUUAACCAUCACCACGUUUAGUAAUCUUGCUAGCAGAGGUUGGCGACAGAUCGGGAUGACACCUGAACUACCACACACGAUCCAAUAUGCCUCCCCAUUCCGAUCUGGUACAGGAGUCUAGGCUUGAGACUUCAUUCUCUCUGAACUCCACACGACACACAUUCUACGAACGAGGCACUUCGGGCCGCGACAGGAGGGUACGUUUGAAAGAACGAUGGAAGCGGCAGAAGAGACUGGGACAAGGCGCUUACGGGACUGUUUGGCUGGAGAAAUGCGACCGACCUGCGCGGCCGAACGGUCCGACGGUCAGGGCGGUCAAGGAGAUCCCGUUCGAUUCCACGACGGCUGACGGUAUUGACUACCACCUGGAGCUAGAGGCCGUCAUGAAGUUCUCCCAGCAACGCUACCUCCCGUCCUUCGUCCAGUCCUUUGGCUGGUUUGAUACCCCGGAAGCAAUAUUCAUCACCAUGGAAUACGUCCCCAACGGAGACCUGCAGAAAUACCUGGCAAACCCUAUACCCGAAGACGAGGCGAAGGUCAUUGCCUGUCAACUCGCGGAAGGACUUCGUCACAUGCACCGCAACGGCUUCACGCACAGAGAUCUCAAGCCAGGGAACAUACUUGUCGUAUUGGAAGGCCCGCAAUGGCUAGUUCAGAUUUCCGACUUCGGCAUCAGCAAGCGAUUGCGACCUGACAUGGCUCAACAGACCUUGGGAACGAUGCGGAGAGGGACAAUGGGGUUCAUCGCCCCCGAAAUGCUGGGAUUCGUUCUCGAAAGGGAUUAUCCCCACGCCGUCGACAUUUGGUCUCUCGGAGCCGUCGUCUUUCGAAUGUUGACAAAGGAGGUUUUUCUUCCAGACUUGACACAGCUACAGAAGUAUGCUGCUAAAGAACAUCCUUUCCCGGAUCAUGGGCUGGAGGCCUUGAAGGUGACUGUGUCCCUUCGAGAGCUUCUUCGACGGUUGUUGGCACCGUCGCCGAAGGACCGACCGUCGGCGUCCGAAAUCUUGGAAGACGCUUGGCUGAAAGACAUCUCUUCCAUCAAAGGCUAGAGACAGAGAGUCCGCUACUUUGCCGGCUGACAUGAUCAAGUCUCUGAAGAUAACACGGCAAGCCUCGCCUCCAAUUUCAAAUGGCCCCCGAACAACAGAAAGAACUCGACGCGUUUUGCGGCGGGAAGUAAAUGAGCUAAGCUCUUCUUCUGAAGACCAGCCUCGAGGCGAAGCACCAGUCCAUCCCAGACCUCAUCGCCGUAGCAGCGGUGUUCGAAGACGUCAGAACAGCUCUACUUUGGCAAACGCCAGUAGUAAGGCAGAUUCUUCUGAAGAAGAGCUCGAAGAAGAGCUCGCUGUAUACUCGUCGGCACAAGCUGAACCAGAGGAAGACCCCUCAUCAGUGUGGCACUGCCAUUCUGAAGAUGACUGUUAUCACCUUACGUUACGGGGCGGUGAGAUUUGGCGCUUCCUUCGCACCCAGGGGCGCGAAAAGGAUCUAUAUCCUACAGGGGUCCCCAUUAUCAGUGCAAAGCAUGAGCGGGUGCCCAAAUUCCUGGGGAUGAUCUUGGAUCUCUCGCUCAUGAGUGCUUCGCUUAUGCACUGGGCCGAGUCCUUCAGGGAAGAAAACCUGCCUAUACUCGAAUCCACGAAUCUACUUGCAGAGCUUUUGGACGGUCUUCAUUUUGCAGUUCUGGACGGUAGAACAUACUACGCGUCAAGAUUGGAGAUUUACGGCAUAUUCAGCGAGUUCGAUACUGCUGAUACGUUACGCAGCGAGUUCUUGACAAUUUUCGAAAUGUGCGAAGAACGGCUUCCUGAAGCAGCACGCAAAAAAGUAUUCUGGUCUCUUACGGAGGAAACUUGUCGAGCGAUUCCCCGUCUUCUUUUUGGGGAGGACGGUUUACUGAAUUGGACGCAAGCAUUUAUGGGAAGACUUCAGGCCUUCCUGAGGCAACACCGGGCCCAUUGCGAUCGGAUGCCGGAUAACUUGGACCAGCAGUCUCUCGUGGUGGAACCCGGCGAACCAAGUUAUUCGAAGCCACUUGUUCAGGGCCGAUUUGUCGAUGCAACUUCAGCUCGUGCCUCGAAGCCUCGACUUGUCUCUCAGAAUUCACUUCUUAUGGAGUGGUUGAGCAGACCAGCGAGACCUCGGUCUUCCAAGGGCCCAAAGACCGACUCGCAACGUCCCGCCCGUUCAAGAUCAAAGCCACAAACUCCCAAGAAGACUUAGCGCCUAAGGAUUAUUACCGUGGCUUUUCUGCCUCCCGUCCGAGGGGUCGGCGUGAGCCCAGGGUGACGACUCAUCCGUACUACUCUCAUCCAGAUUUCGACCCCCCCCAACCGUGGCAGAUCUACUCUCGAUCUACUAGAGAACUGCCGUUCAGGGAACCCGGACGGCCAGGUGAGCCAACGUCGGUUGGCGGUAGCAAUAAUGCUCUUCUGUCGGAAGGGUUUACGGAGUUUAUGAGCGGCACCUUGAGGGAUUAGAUCGUUGAUCGAUCUAGCAUCGCACGGCACCGCACCGCAUAAUGACCCUAAGCCGAUACCGUUUGGUGGCGGGUUUACAUUCUCCUUGGCCGACGAUGUUGUUGCCAAGUUCAUGUCAUUCAACGACACACCAGCACAGUAACGACCAAGGAUAGCCUGUUUUUGGCGCAAGAACUGGCGAUCGCCGAUCUGACGAGCUUUUGGUGACUUCAUAUCGCCUUCCACGGGCUGGAUAAGGUCUUCUCGGGACUAGGAUGAAGCAUAGGUCCCCAUUCAGUCUCCUGAAGAAGGCAGGCGAUAUCCUUUCUAGACGGGAGCAGCACUCCUACCCCCAACGGACUCUAGGAAAUGUGCCCACAUGUCUGGCUUGAAAGGGCACGGGCUCGAGGCCGUGCCGUCGUCGCCAGCCAAAAGAGCAAAACUACGAAAAUUCUACAUUUACAUAACCAAAACAAAAAUGAUGAAAACAUACAACACCAGGUAUUCGCUGGUCGUCACCGACCCAACUACUAAUCCGGCCCUCACUGGCUUAUCUAUGGGAGAGCGGACGGGAUCCCGAGUUUUCCAGUGGGUAUGGUCGUAUGUGUUGUUUUGUUGACAA
Molecule: messenger RNA, 3181 nt
Organism: Colletotrichum destructivum
Lineage: Eukaryota; Fungi; Ascomycota; Sordariomycetes; Glomerellales; Glomerellaceae
Product: Putative serine/threonine-protein kinase Atg1
Exons: 4
Coding region: 184-1149 (321 amino acids)
Biological process (GO): regulation of autophagy; protein autophosphorylation; autophagosome assembly
Cellular component (GO): membrane; phagophore assembly site; cytosol
Molecular function (GO): ATP binding; protein serine/threonine kinase activity
Source: RefSeq, a predicted model, not a curated record